Messenger RNA from Naegleria lovaniensis, 4422 nucleotides. RefSeq lists its product as uncharacterized. The record is from RefSeq and is a predicted model, not a curated record. Gene Ontology annotation, molecular function: serine-type endopeptidase activity. Gene Ontology annotation, biological process: proteolysis. The coding region runs from base 1 to 4422 and encodes 1473 amino acids. Lineage: Eukaryota; Heterolobosea; Eutetramitea; Acrasida; Naegleriidae. The transcript has 3 exons.
AUGAGCACAGAGUCGAGAUCGCACUGGCUUGUUUCCGAAGCCUUCAACAUUGGUUGCUAUCUGAAUUUAUCAAAUUUAAAAUCGUUCAUGUUGGUAUCAAAGAGUAUUUAUGAUGAAUUGAACGCACCUUCUUCAGACGAUAAAUUAUGGAAAUUUCAUUACGAGCGAUUGAGUGUUUUGGACAAAAAGAUUUCGGGAAGCUUACGUUCAUCAUCCAAUAGUGAUGAAAAGUUAUUCAAAAUUAAAUUACAAAAACUAGUGUUGAGUAUUAAAUUUGAUAAGAUGAAAUCCAUUUUCUCGUCCAAAAAAGGGCAAUACAUUCUCUUGCAAGACGUAGAAUUUCCAUCCAAUAGCAAUAGUUUGGAAAGAAAUUCGUUACAACUGGUGGAUCAUUUAAAUAAUUUUCUCUAUUUUAAUAAUAAGAACAAGGGUCACGGAGAUCGGAUACUCAAGUGUUUUAUCACAAUUGUUAGGGCAUUGGUAGCAAUGAGCGAGUAUCAUGACUCUCAAAAAUUGAUUACAAUCUACCAAAAAGUUGUGAACAAAUUUGUUUCCUUAUUCUCUGCAGAUUUUUAUGGAUCGAUUGUUGAUUUUACUCCAAAACACAAACUAAAAUCAGCUACCAAAGCCAAGGCGUUGUCUCAGGUAAUUGAAUUAGAAAAGAAAAUCGGAAGCGAGGUAAUUGAGGCAUUGCUACCUCUGGAGGAAUCGGUUUCAGCCCUAAAUAACUACAAGGCAGUUCUUUUUGUGAACUUUUUAGAGCUAGCUCAACAAAAUUGUGAACAAGAAAUCAUAGAGUCCUGUUUAUUGAAUGUUAUACAGCGGUGGAAGAAAAAUUCAAACACCACCUUGAAAAUUGUGAAGGAUAAAAUUUCAAUUGAUCACCCACAAGUCAUUAGAAAUGAGUUUGAGUGGUGUCAUCACAAAAGUCAUGGAGAACCACUUUGCUCAACAUUUUUGAAAGCAAUAACACGAAGUAGCGAUGCUAGUCAUCUUUUCAACAAGUACACAUCGACCCAUUCAUCAUUAGACAGAAUUCUUUCCCGUUCAACUCGAAACACUGAUUCCAAUAAUAAUAUUCAUCUUGUUCAUAACAUUGAUGAUGAUUUCAUUGAUUUGAGUCAUGACAUUCUCUCUGAUUUUGCUUUUACGGAUUCUGCCAAUUCCAAGCAUACUAUUGAAAAAGUACUUUCUGUUCACAACAAGUAUUACAACAAUGAUCAAUUAACUCUCUCCAACAACCAUCAUCGGAAGAGUUCAACAAUGAGCAGUACGAAUGAUGGUUCUUCUUCUCUCCCAACCACCACUACUUCGACUUUCAAAGAAGAAUCUGAUCAUAUUCAACAACAACAACAACAACCCACUCCUCUUCCCAUAGUGAAUGAAAUUCCACAACAAUUUAUUCUCAAAUUUAAAGAAUCGGUCAAGCUCACUGAAAAGAUGAAACAAGAAUUUGAAAAGUCCACAUCCAUUCAAUUACUUCAAUACAUUCCAGAUCAUAGUUAUUUAAUUUAUGUUACACCUUCUCAAUUGAAUCAAUUGAUUGCACAAUCUCAACAACAAUCAUUCUCCAAAGGUGUAUCCAUGAUCAUUUCAAAGGUCAUUCCACUCUCUCCAUCCAUGAAAAUUAAUCCAACUUUGAAACAUGAUAUGGAAAAUGAACGAAUCAUUCGAGUGCCAUGUCAGAAUGGGAAGGGACAUGUUGGUGGUAAUGGUGGUGGUGUUAUUGGUGGUAGCAUUGGUGGUGGUUCAUUGAUUCAUAUUGCCUCAUCAUUGGUUCCAUAUCCAUAUUUGACGAAUCAAGAUACUCGUGAGAUUGCUCAACAAAUUCGACAAGUCUGUGAAAGACAACAUCACAUGAAUGUUCGAUUUGUAAGAUUAAUUUCAAAUCGUAAAAUCAUGUUGAGUGUACAAUUAUGUUCUCGUUCAGAAUUGAAUACUUUGAUUGAUGUAUUAUCUCAUCAUCCAGCGGUGAAUUGGAUUGAAAGAUUUGAUAUGGAACGUGAUGGAUUCAUGCCAGAGAAUUAUCAUGCUCGCUUAUUGAUUCAAGGUGGAAAGAGAGCACUUGUUACUGGUACCACUCUCAACUCGGCGGAUCAAGUGGCUGAUGGACCUUUUCAUGCUGUUGGAUUGACUGGAAAGAAUCAAACAGUGGCCAUCUCAGACUCUGGUCUCGAUGUGGAUCAUUGUUUCUUUUAUGAUCCUCAGGUCAAGGUUCCAGUCAUUCUCUCCUCAAAUGCUCUUCUCAAAGAAUCCAAAAGAAAUGGACAACACCACUCUCAGAUUGUCAAUGACUUGGAUGUCUUGAUUCAAAAAUUACAAAAAUCAACGACUACUACCAGUACUACUGGAACAACAACAAAUACUGGUGGAUCCAUAACUGGAAAAGAACAUCGUAAAAUCAAAGCCUAUGUCGCCUUUAUGGACUCCAAAGAUGGUGGCCAUGGUCAUGGUUCGCACACUUCAGGUAUUCUCACUGGUCAAUGUCUCUAUCCUAAAAGUAACAUUUGUAGACACAAUGGUCUCGCACACGAUGCUAAACUUGUCUUUUUUGAUGUUGGUUGUGAUUUGGAUGGUGGAUGUUCAUGUGACUCGUUCGAUGCAUGUCCAUGUUACAUGUAUCCAGAUUCAAAAUGUCCAGGAGGAAACAAGUUAGUCACUCCCAUUGAUUUGUAUAGUGGUAUGUUUGAACCUCAAUAUGCUUUGGGUGCUCGAAUUUCAUCCAAUUCCUUAGGUGGUGCUAUCGGAUAUGGUUACACUCAGAGCACUGCAGAAAUUGAUAAAUUCCAAUACGAUCAUGAUGAUUUCCUAGUGGUAUGGAGUGCUGGUAAUUCUGGACACAAGGGCUACAUGACACUCACUGGACCCACGAAACAAGCCAAAAAUUCUCUCAUUGUUGGAGCCUCUACCAAUGUACUCGAAUCGUGGCAAGAAGCCUUACAACUUAGAAAUUAUACGGAACGCGCUCUUUUUUUACGAAAGAAAUUCUCUAAAAAAUUUUCAUGUACCUGUGAAGCUAGUGGUAAAAAGAAGAGUGGUAGCAACAAGAGUGUCGUAAACAACCAAGUCGUUGAAUUUAAUACCUUCUCAGCUUCAUGGUGUCAUUUCGAUGCAUGCCGAAAGAUUGAGAAGUUGACUUCUGAAGAAGCAUGUGAGACCUUCAUGGGUGGUGAAAAGUGUCAAUUCCCUAAAAAGUACAAGAUUUCACUCAUGAAAAAGAAAGCCAAUUUCAAUGUUGCUUUUGCAUGUAGCCAAAAAUGUGCGCUCAAGAAUUUACAUUUACCUGAAAUGCGAUCACUCUUUGACUCGGAGAAUUUGGCAGACUUUUCUUCACUCGGUCCAGCAUUGGAUGGUCGUAUUAAGCCUGAUGUUGUGAGUCCAGGCUAUUUUGUCAUUUCUACACAAUCUCAUUUUGGAGAUGCUAAAGGAAAAUGUUCUCUCGAGAAUAGCAAUGACGUGAAAUUCAAUUUGAAGGAAAUGGCGGGAACAUCCAUGUCGACACCACUCGUUGCUGCUGCUGCUACGAUUGUGCGGCAAUAUUUCACUGAUGGAUUCUAUCCAAGUGGUAAGAGACCAUCCAAUGCUCAGGAAUUGGCCAAAUCCGAAUAUACCAACCCAAGUGCAGCAUUGAUUAAGGCUAUAUUGAUUUCGAGUGCACGUGGAAUGAAAGGCCUCGCCCGAGCCAAGGAUUAUUUUGAUCAUUUCAAUCCUAAACAUCGAACCAUCUUUGAAGGCUUUGGUUUGAUUAAUUUAUCAAAUACUUUGAAAUUAGCUCCAGAGAGUGGUGUUGGACAGGCUACUACUACAAGUACUAGCACCACUAUGGAUUUAUUUGUUGUCGAUCGUCAAGAAAUUACCACCGAUCUCGUUCAUUCCUAUAAUUUCAUUGUGGUUGAUAACUCGACAGAUUUGAGUAUUACAUUGGUAUGGACUGAUUAUCCAGCAUCACCAAUGGCAUCACUGGCUCUUGUCAAUGAUUUGGAUUUAAAGUUAGAGUAUGAACUCGAUAAUGGUGAUAUUCAAACUUUUUAUGGUAAUCAUUUUGCGAAUAAUAACCAACCUGAUCGAGUGAAUAAUGUUGAGAAAAUUUUAAUUCCAUCUCCACCACUUCGAACUGCAUUGACAGUGAGUGUGAAAGGACAUAACAUACCUCAUGGACCACAACGUUACAGUAUGGUGAUUAAUGGAAAGAAAAUUUCAAAGGCAUCUGUUAUUAAGCGCUCCUUGGAUGUGACUGAUGUUUCGCCUUCCAAUACGAUCAUGUUCUUUAAUUGGCAAUUUGCAUUAAUUAUCACUUGUAUGGGAACUGCAUUGUUAGUAUCAUUGGCAGUGAAUAUUGGGUUGUGUUUGUAUGCUCGUAUUCAAAAGAGAGAUUUCACCAAGCAAUUCAUGAACAUGGACAAGAUGAAAACCGUGUAUUAA